This is a messenger RNA of Linderina pennispora, 11022 nucleotides long. Its product is annotated as fatty acid synthase. Gene Ontology annotation, biological process: long-chain fatty acid biosynthetic process. Gene Ontology annotation, molecular function: holo-[acyl-carrier-protein] synthase activity; fatty acid synthase activity; 3-oxoacyl-[acyl-carrier-protein] synthase activity. The coding region runs from base 148 to 11022 and encodes 3624 amino acids. NCBI's taxonomy places the organism in Eukaryota, Fungi, Kickxellomycota, Kickxellomycetes, Kickxellales, Kickxellaceae. Gene Ontology annotation, cellular component: fatty acid synthase complex. The transcript has 3 exons. The record is from RefSeq and is a predicted model, not a curated record.
CGUGUAUGCAGCUUGUCAAAAUUGUGUAUAAACCUGCUCACUUGCCAUGCAACGUUGGUUCCCUAUCUCACUUUUCUUGCAAACAUUGCACACCUCAACCACUCAAGAAUUAACUCUCUCUGAACCCGCUUCAACUUGUCCCGCAGAAUGAACCUGUUUACCUGCAAGGUUGUACUCGCACAUGGCGGGGUGUCAACCAGCAUCCCCAUUCCUGGGGACAACUUCCUUGUCGCCAAGGAGCUCGCCACGUCUUUUCUGGAUGGCGGUCCUCCUGCUGUUUCCACGGAAAUCGAACUCGUCGCACUCUUUUUGACGUACUGCAGCUCCUGUAAUCCCGAUGUUGCCGUCGCUGUAUUUCUUCACUUCCACCAAGGAUUUUGCGCCAACGAGAACAUCCAUGCUGUGGUCCAGCAGCUGAGCCUGUCCUUUGAGCAAGCGCGAACCGUCAUGAAGGGGUAUUACUCGGUCUGGAACACCCUUGAGAUGCGUCAGUUGCUGCCUGAGGUCUCUGCUCCUGCUAUCUUUUCAGACCCAGGCAUAAAACUUGCUGCCAUGUUUGGUGGGCAGGGCGGAGCAGACAGCUACGUUGACGAAGCAGCAUGGCUUCUCGAUGUUUAUGGCCCGCUGCUGUCAGACUUUGUCGCUCAUAUGUCUGACUUCCUCAAGCGCGAAUCCGCUGACCCCCUAUUGGCGAAAGCCCAUUCACGUCCACUGGACAUUGCUGGCUGGCUUGCUUCUCCCGACGCAAUGCCUGACGCCAAGUAUCUGCUGACUGCACCAGUCAAUACGCCCAUGCUAGGACUGAUUCAGGCGAUGCAUGUGGCUGUCUUGUAUAAGACACUCAAUAUGAGCCCUGGCGACCUCGUCUCACGCUUUAAUGUUGCAAUCGGACACAGCCAGGGCCUACCAAUGGCUGCUGCCUUUGCUUCCGUGACUGACGAGGCAUCAUUCUAUGCUGCCACCGAGAACGCCCUUGGUAUUCUCCUUAUGCUGCCUUCGAUUGGUCAACAGAAUUGGUCUUCGAGCAUUUCAGGCAUCAACAUAUCGGGAUCUUCGCUGCUGCAAACUGCUGGCUCAUUGGCAAUAAUGAUCUCAGUUCGUGGUCUGGCCCAAGAAACGCUAGAGUCACUAAUUUCUGUAUUCAAUGAAGAUCGCACGGACAGAGAAUCAAGGGUUAGCCUGGCCCUAAUCAACAGCCGCUCUGAUUUUGUCGUUGCUGGCCACCCGAAUGUCAUCGCCUGCUUUGCAAAGCUUAUUAACAAGCACAGCGUCCUCCCAACACAGAGUCAGUCGCGCAUCCAAUUCUCACAACGCAAGCCUGCUGCUGCCGUUAGCCCACUUGCAAUGACGGUGCCAACUCACUGUGAGCACGUAAGGGAUUACGCACCAGCGGGGUACGAAUGUGCGGCUUCCAAGGGGUGGGCUUUCGAUGCCAGUGCUCUUCGUAUCCAAGUCAAUGGUGGAGAUGAUGGGCACGACCUUCGUGAUGAAGCUGAUCUCACUCGGUUCUUGAUUGACAGUCUGGCUAUGAACCGUGUUAACUGGCCGGCAGCAGUCAACAGCACUGAUACCGCGUUUAUCAUUGACUUCAGUCCAGGUGGCUUCAGCAUCUUUGGGAAAUACACCAGAGACAUUCUGGAUGGCUACGGCAAAACCGUCAUCAGCACCAGCUCGCUUAUUGCUAACACUAAGUUUCGCAUGGGGUCUAAGGCCGAUUUGUUCAAGCGGAAUAUAUCCGACGUCUUCUUGGCACCAAACUGGCAGAGCGCUUUCGGUCCACGCCUUGUUCGCACCGCACAUGACGGUCGGCUUCAUAUUUGCACCCGCAUGUCCCUCACUCUUGGACUCCCGCCUGUGAUGGUUGCAGGGAUGACCCCGACUACGUCCAACGAGCACUUUGUUGCAGCUAUCAGCAAUGCCGGGUACUAUGUCGAGCUUGCUGGUGGCGGGAUGUUUAACGAGAGGUUGUUCAGUAAGAAGGUUGGGAAUUUGGUCAACCUCCUUGAAUCUGGUAGCGGAUUCGCGGUCAACACGGUCUACAUGAAUCAGAAGCAGUGGGCGUUCCAGUAUCCCAGUAUCCUGCGUAUGCGGCGGGAAGGAGUGCCGAUCACAGGGCUCUGCAUUGGCGGUGGUGUUCCCUCAGUUGACGUUGCCAACAGUAUAAUCGCAAACUUGCGCAAUGCAGGCAUAAAGCAUGUUGCCUUCAAGCCCGGGUCAGUGGCUACAAUUCUCCAGACACUUGCGAUCGCCAGGACAAACCCCGACUUUCCUGUCAUUAUCCAGUGGACUGGCGGUCGCGGUGGUGGCCACCAUUCGUGUGAAGACUUCCACAGGCCAAUUCUGGAGACCUACAGCAAGAUCCGGGCACUGCCAAACACCAUCCUGGUCGUUGGGUCAGGGUUCGGCGACGCCGAUAGCAUUCUGCCAUAUCUCUCCGGCCAGUGGAGUGUCCAGUUUGGAUAUGCGCCUAUGCCUGUUGAUGGAGUAUUGUUAGCGUCGUGUGUCCUCACUGCAAAAGAGAGUGCCAUAUCUCUGGAAGCAAAGGAGCUCAUUGCGGCAGCCACUGGCGUUGAGGACAGCGAGUGGGAGUCAUCAUAUACUGGCAAUGCUGGCGGAGUGAUAUCAACCUUGUCCGAUUUUGGAGAACAUGUCCACCUUCUAGCUACUCGAGCUGCGCUGGCUCUCAGAGAGUUGAACGACAUGGUCUUCACGAAGCCAUAUGCUGACCAGCUGCCGACAAUCAUGGCAAACAAGGAUCAUAUCAUUAAGCGGCUCAAUAUUGACUGUGCGCGGCCAUGGUUUGGCAAGAAAUCCGACGGGCGGGUGGUUGAUCUGGAAGAGAUGACGUACCUGGAAGUACUCAAUCGACUCGUGGAACUGAUGUACGUCGCAGACAAGUCCAGGUGGUUGGAUGUGUCGUAUGGAAGGCUGUUUGGGGAAUUCGUUUCUAGGGUCGAGGACCGAGUAUCUGGAGCAGAAAGUCCACGCAUGUUCCAACGCUACAUUCAACUCCAGGAGCCACUAACCAUUAUCAAGUUGGUGGACAAGAGCUACCCAGAGAUAAGCCGGGUCCUUAUUGCGCUUGAGGAUGUUCAGUAUCUGGUCUGGCUUUGCAAGCGCUCUGGGGCCAAGCCAGUUCCAUUCAUUCCUAUCCUCGACGCCGACCUGCAUGUUUGGAUGACAAAGGACAUGUAUUCACAGGCUGAGGAUUUGGAUACAGUUGUUGACAGAGAUGUCCAGCGCACUGUUAUUGCCUUGGGCCCUGUGUCUGCGAAGUAUGCCACCACAGUCAACGAACCGGUCAAGGAUAUACUCGACCGUGUUUACACCGGGCUAACGGAAAAGCUUAGCAUGUGCAGUUUCGAUAAGGAUGCAUCUCUAGUCCGUCCUUGCGAGUACCUUGCACCAGAGCCUUUUCCAGUAUCGCUCCCUACCUCGGUUGCAGUGGCUGUUGAUGAGUCAAGCCGCACAUACAAGCUCCCAACUGAUGCAGCACUGCUUCCAGAUCCUGAUGUAUGGCUGGAGGCACUGGCUGGUCCUACUCAGAGCUGGUUUCGUGCACUUCUCACAUCGCCAGUGGUGGUUCGCAAAUCACUGUACGCUGCAAAUCCAAUAAGGCAGGUUCUGCAGCCGAUGGCAGGGCAGACAGCGGAGGUGGUCCUUGCUGGCGAUAGGCCGGUCAAGCUCGAUAUCCAUGGACCAACUGGGCUAUUGGACAUUCGCAUACAGCUCCAUGAUGAGAAGAUUAUUCUGAUGAUUAUUUACCAUCGGAUUGGCGAGGAGCAGUUUGAGAUUCGGUUCCCGUACAUCUACAUGCCAUCCAAACCUGCAGUACUUGUUGCUGAGGACGUUGAGGGCCGGGAUUUAUCAUUCCGCGAUAUUUAUCUGCGUGUGCAUGGCCUUGCAGACGAGCCUAGCAACAUAAACCGCGCUGACGUAGAACAGCACUUCUCGGCUCGUGCGCUCAAAUCAUUCACCAUCAGCCAAGAGUUUGUUCAGAAGUACUGUUCUAGUGCUCACAUCACGUCAAAGUAUUACAAAAUGGCGGCCGACGAGCUACAGCUGGCCCCAAUGGACAUAUUCUUCAGCAUCGGGAUUAGCCAGCUGGCGUCUGUCCUGACCACUCCCCCUCUGCAUAGAGGUCUCCUCGGGAUCAUUCACUUGAGCCACAGUACAAAAUAUGCAGCAGGCGCAUUGCCACUGCGAGCUGGAGAAACUAUAGACUACGGCGUGAGUCUCUCUGCAUUGGAGAAUAUCGACAUUGGCCAUAAGCUGACAUUCAUUUCGAGGUUUUGGCGCGAAGGAAUCCUCACUGCUACAUCUGAAGAUGUUAUUGCCAUACGUGGCCAGUAUUCAGCAUGCAACCAAAUGUUCCGAUCAAUGGAUGAACCCGCGCGACGCAUGUUAAUCACAUCCGAUGAGAAGGCGGCAUUACUUGAAUCCAAAGAAUGGUUUGUGUCCAUGGAAUCUCCUGAGCCAUUCAAAAUCGCCUGCGGAGAUAUGCUGGAGUUUAGGCUUUACUCGCACUAUCAGUUCAAAUCCAAAGAUCUGUAUUCCAAGAUCAAAACCUAUGGACCCGUAUAUCGCCUGAAACCAUAUAGGGAGGCCGAACAUGUUGCCGAUGUUUAUUAUGAAACUGUAAAUUCAUAUGGCAACCCGGUCAUCGAAUAUAUCAGCCAGAAUAUACAAAAUGACAUUGGUUCAGUGCGCUUUGAGCACUGUGGCUUACCGAUCCAGUGUGCAGAAGCUUCUGACAUCAUGACUGCGAAGGCGCCGUCAGAAAACUGCGAAUUUGCCCACGUUUCUGGAGAUCAGAACAUGCUGCACACAAAUCCGUAUGUUGCAGCAUAUAUCGGAGAAUCGGAAAUGAUUUGCCAUGGCAUGUGGUCAUCAGCCGCAUCCCGCGCUAUUGUUGAACGUGUUGUUGCAGAUAACGACCCUCGGCGCAUGCGCUCAUACAGCGUCCAGUUUGUUGGAAAGGUCUAUCCAAACGACAAACUUCGGGUAGAACUGGCUCACACAGGAAUGAACAGCGGACACAUGGUUAUCGAUGGCAAGACUGUAAACCAGAAUGGGGAAACAGUGCUGACGCUCACAGCUGAGGUUGCCCAGGCAAAGACUGCAUAUGUGUUUACUGGCCAGGGGUCGCAGUUUGUUGGCAUGGGGAUGGAUCUAUACAUGUCAUCCACAGCUGCCAGAGAUGUGUGGGACCGAGCUGACAGACACAUGUUGAAGCACUAUGGUGUCUCACUACUGAAAAUAGUCCAGGAGAACCCGAGCGAGUACUUGGUUAAACUCGGUGGCAAGAAGGGCACACCAAUUCGUACAAACUACCUCUCUUUGGUACGUGAAUAUGACGGCAAGAUAGAGCAACUGAUUCCCGGAAUCACUCAGUCAUCGAAAUCAUACACGCACCGCUAUGCAAAUGGCCUGCUCAAUGCGACACUGUUUACACAGCCGAUACAGACGGUGAUGUCGCUGGCUCAAGCUGCAGACAUGCGUGCUCAUGGUCUUAUCCAGGAUGAUGCCAUUGUCGCUGGCCAUUCGCUUGGCGAGAUUGGGUCACUUGCUGCAAUUGCUGAGAUUGUUUCUGUCGAGGAUGCGGUCGAUAUUGCUCUCUAUCGCGGGCUUUUGCUCCAUACAUCAGUAGAUCGGGAUGCCAAUGGCUGCUCCCAGUAUGCGAUGGUAUCUGUCAACCCUAAGCGUGUUGUAACUGGCUUCAGCGAGGUUCAACUACUCCUAAUUGUUGACUAUAUUCGUGAGCGGAAGCAACAGCUCCUAGAAGUUAUCAACUACAACGUCCGCGGACAACAGUACAUUGUUACAGGGCAUAUUGAGAGUUUGAAUAUCAUGUGUGAGACUCUAGAUAGACUCUCAGCAGGGCAUAAUAAGCUUGCAGAUAAAGGAGAUGAUGCGCUGCCAAACAUUAUCGCCGAUGUUCUAGCUGAGUAUCCAACUGCACAUCUACUCGAGAAUGGUAGAGCAAUAAUCAGCAUUCCUGGAAUUGAUGUUCCCUCGCACUCUAGCAUAUUGCUGUCAAGUGUUGAUACUUUCCGCAGAGUGCUUGACCGAAAAAUCACGCAUAUACAAAAGCUUGGCAUACUGCUGUGUGGGAAGUAUAUACCAAAACUGACUGGGCAGCCAUUUGAGACCACAAAGGAAUAUAUCGAGAGUGUCUAUGCCCUCACUCGCUCACUAGUCCUUGAAGGUAUUCUUCAACGAUGGGACACAUGUAGCGACGAUCCACCAAACAACUUGGAACAUAUUGCACGAGCUCUUCUUAUUGAACUGCUAUCUUUCCAGUUUGCCUCGUCAGUAAAUUGGAUUGAGACCCAAGAUUCAGUCUUCAACAAGUGCUCAGUAGAACGCCUCAUUGAGAUUGGUCCGAAGCCUACGCUGUGUCGUAUGGCAGCACAGACUUUGGAGGCUAGCAGCUGGUCCAAGGAUAUAGUAUCUAUUCGACAUGCAGCCCAAGAUAGGGCUGAGGUAUAUCAUUUAGCUGCUCGGGAAGAGGCCAGUGUACCUGCUGACUUCUUAUCAGUGGCACCACCUCAGACUUCAGGCAGCAAACCAACUAAGCAAGAGGGAUCAUCCGAGGCCUCUAGCCCCACUGUGGACGAGCAAGCAGCCUUGCAUACAAUCCAGUCAGCUGCUAUGACCUCGGUUGAUGAUGUGCCAAUUCCAAUUGUUGAUGUUAUAAGGGCAGUGAUAUCUCAAAAACUUUCUAUAGCUGUAUCCGAAGUGUAUCCUAACAAGUCGAUUAAGGAGCUUGUUACUGGAAAGUCCACGAUACAAAAUGAGCUUUUUGGGGACUUUCAGAAGGAGUUUGACAAUGGCCUACCUGGACAUGCAGAGGACCGACCCUUGGAGGAGCUUGCCAAAAUCCUUGGAACCUCAACGACUUCUCUUGGCAAGCACUCCCAGGCACUAGUCAAUAAGGUGUUUGCCGGAAAGUUCCCAAGUGGGUUCAAACAAUCAGUUGCUCGUUCGUAUUUGAGAAACAAAUACAGGCUAGGUCCGCGUAGACAGGAUGCUCUGCUAUUAUUGUCGGUUACAAUGGAGCCCCUCACCCGACUUGCGGAUGAGGAAGCAGCUAAAGCUUGGUUGGAGUCAGCAGCCCAGAUGUAUGCAGACCACGCGGGGCUGUCAUUGACAGCACUGUUGCGCGGUGGUGAAAACAGGAACACAAAUUCACCAUCCGUUGCUAUUAACAGUGCUGAAUUCGACAAAGCACAAAAUGCCCACAGGAGGCUCGUCCUUGAGCAGAUAGAAGCACUCGCCAGACAUGCAGGACUCGAUAUGCGCCAAGGGGCUAGAUCAGCUGAAGAGCUCCAAUUAAAAGUUGCAGUCCUAGAAUCGCGAAUAGAUGGCAUCAUGCAUGAGUUUGGUAGUGAAUUGAUAGAUAAGGCCAACACACUAUUCGACGCAAACAAGGCUCGCCAUUUUAACUCGUACUGGAAUUGGGCCCGCCAGGACGUGUUUGAAUGGGUCUCUGGCAUUUUGGGCGGAGAGGAACCAGGCAUGGACUGUGCUACGUAUAUGAAACGUGUUCAUAUGCUCAAGAACCGGUCCAACCCUGGACUGCUCUCAAUGCUACAGGCAUUUAUUGGGACUCUCAAAGCAGACCCUUGCCCAUAUGCUCAACGUGCACUGAAGCAAACGGAGAUUAUCUAUGCAGCGUGUAGGGAGUCAGAAAAUGUGCCUCCAGUCUACAAAGAGCUUUCGACCCCACUGCGUCCUCAUACAGAGAUCACGUUCAGAGGUGAUAUCGACAGCUGUGAGUUUCCCAGAGAGGGGGAGCAAUCGAUAGGUGACUACGUUCAACAGAUGAAAUGUGCCAGCAAGGAUGGGCUACCUCUGCUGUAUAUGUACGGUCGGCAGGCUGGAAACGCCUGGACAUAUAGCAAGGAGAUUUCUGACGCAUACUUUGCUUCAAUGGAGGAUGCAGCAGUGAAUGGUAUAUCAUUUGAAGGCAGGUGUGCACUGGUUACCGGGUGUGGAAAGGGAUCCAUUGGCUCAGGUUUGGUUGAGGGCUUGCUAUCUGGUGGAGCCAAAGUGGUUGCUACAACGUCCAAUUAUUCCCUGUCGUCAAUCCGAUUCUUCGAAGAGAUGUACCGGAAGUUUGGUUCCCGCGGAUCUGAGCUGGUUCUUGUCCCCUUCAACCAGGCAUCAUCAUGUGAUAUAGAGGCUCUCAUCCAGUAUAUCUACAAUAAGGAUGGCCUUGACUGGGAUCUGGACUAUAUUGCUCCAUUUGCUGUGUUCCCAGAUCAUGGCAAAGAUGCAGGGAGCAUCGACUCCCACUCUGAGUUAACGAUUCGCAUUCUAUUGACAAACUUGUUCCGGAUAAUAGGACAGGUUAAGGCGGCUAAAAUAAAGACAGGGAAUUCUCUUCUUCCAUCGCUGCUUAUUUUACCACAUUCGUCUAAUCAAGGAGUAAUGGGCAAUGACGGAAUGUACGGCGAAACAAAGGCUGCAUUACACACGCUGUAUGCCCGCUGGCAUACCGAACCAUGGUCAGAGUACAUUUCAAUCACUGGUGGUGUAAUCGGGUGGACCCGUAGCACGAGGCUGACGUCUGGAAGUGCAAAUAUGUUUGAAACUAUGGAGGAAAUGGGGAUGCGUACGUUCUCUCGUGAGGAAAUGUCAUUCAACAUACUUUGCCUGCUAUCACAAGGGAUGGAAGAGGCAGCGCACAACAAUCCUGUGUUUGGCAACUUCAAUGGAGGGUCAUAUUCUAUUGAGACAGUGAGCAGGGAGCUAUCAGCGCGACGCCUGAAACUAGUAAAAGCUGCUAGCCUAAGAAGAGCCACCUAUCUGGAUGUCUGCACAUCGUAUUCUGUUGAGAAACAGGAAGGUUGGGCAAAAAUGACGCAUCACAGAAUAGACGCGCCACUUGUAAAGUCACAUGAACAACUCGAACACCUAAGAUACCUGGAGGGCAUGGUUGACUUGGAUAAGAUUGUGGUUGUGACAGGAUUCGGUGAAGUUGGACCAUUUGGGAAUGCAGCCUUGCGCUGGGAACAGGAGGCAUAUGGUAUGUUCUCGAUGGAAGGCUGCAUUGAGCUGGCAUGGAUGAUGGGGCUGAUCAAGAGGUUCUCUGGCGACCAUCCGGGGAUAGGUACCCAUUACAUUGGCUGGGUUGACGCAAAGACACAGGAGCCAGUGCAUGACAUGAAUGUCAAGGCUAAGUACGAGUCAUAUAUCUUGGAACAUACCGGCAUUCGUGUUGCUGAACCUGAAGUUUGGGGAGAGGAUGCGGUGAAUAUGAAGUCCUUCAUGCGCGAGCUUCAGAUCGAUCAGGAUAUGCCUCCAUUUGAGACCAGUGCUGAGGAAGCUGUCCAUUUCAAGCAGAUUUCUGGCGAGAAAGUUGACACGUGGGAGAACCCUGAUGGAACGUGGUCGGUCAGACUCCUUAAAGGCGCUGUAAUCCAUGUGCCAAAAGCAGUUGAAAUCGGACACACUGUUCUUUCUCAAAUACCGACUGGGUGGGACCCAGUUCGGCUGGGAAUACCUGGGGAUCUUGCGCUGAAAAUGGAUGAUAUUAACCACUACACCCUUAUUGCUAUGAUGGAGGCGCUCGUCAGAUCUGGCAUUACAGAUCCGUAUGAGCUCUACCAGUACUUCCAUGUCUCAAAGGUCGGGCAUUCAGUCGGAUCUUGCUUUGGUGGGGCGAAAAAUCUUGUUGGCGUCAUACGCGACAAGUAUCUAGAGAAGAAAGUGGGCUCGGGAAUGAUGGUUGAGAGCACCAUCAAUAAUAUGAGCGCAUGGCUCAAUACGCUUCUGUUCUCGGCAUCAGGCCCAUUAAAGCCGACUGUUGGCGCAUGUGCUACCUCAGCCAUUGCACUAGAUCUUGCCGCGGAGUCAAUUGUCCAGGGUAAAGCGGAUGUCAUGAUCGCUGGUGCAGGAGAAGGGUUCGCGAAUGAUACUACAUAUGAGUUCAAUAUGAUCAGUGCCACAGCAAGUGCCAGAGAUGAGCUAAGAAAGGGGAGAGCUCCUCAGGAAAUUUCACGGCCCUGCACGUCUACCAGAAGCGGGUUUGCCGAUAGCUAUGGCUCGGGGAUGGCUGUUCUCAUGUCCGCGUCUGCAGCACUUAAAAUUGGAGCACCUAUCUAUGGAAUUUUGGCAAUGUCUGCCACUGCCACCGACAAGUCAACACGUAACCCCACUGCUCCAGGCCAAGGAAUACUGUCGAUUGGAAAAGAGAGUCCUACCCCGUCAGACUUGCAACUGCUUGAUAUCCAUUAUAGGAGGCAGAUGCGUGACGCACAGCUGGCUGCAUUAGAUCACAUCAGCAGUACCAGCGUGGCGAACAAGAUGAAAAAGAUAGCCAAGACAACAUGGGGCAACGACUUUUACAAAAUGGGUGAGUCCAUCUCGCUCCUUCGUGCUGCACUAGCGACAUGGGGUCUUGGUGCAGAUGAUAUUGGGCUGGCGUCAUUCCACGGAACAUCGACAAAGUUGAAUGAUGUAAACGAGUCGAACAUUGUGAACAUGCUCUUGAAGCACGUUGGACGCACGCCUGGUCUUCCGGUUCCUGUGGUUUGCCAAAAGUGGCUUAUAGGUCAUAAAAAGGCUCCAGCAACGAUUUGUUCAAUGCAUGGCAUUCUUCAGUCAAUGACAACAGGACUCAUUCCGGGGAAUAGGAACGCGGAUAAUAUCGAUGACGAGCUGGAGCAGCACGAACACCUUGUAUACCUGAGCAAGACUAUUCGUGCGCCAGCUAUCAAGGCCGCGCUGUUCACGUCGUUUGGAUUCAGCCAGUCCAAUGGAGCGGGGCUUAUCGUUCAUCCGGACUACCUAUUCGCAACACUUUCAAAGGAGGAGCUGGUCGAGUACACAACUAAAGUCGAUGAGCGCAUGAAGAGAUCGACCCGCUACUGGCAGGGAGCACUUCUUGGAAACCACACAUAUUUCCAGGCAAAGGAGGAGCCCCCGUUCUCACAGGAGCAGGAGGCAUCUGUGUUCCUGGAUCCUGGUGUAAGGGCCAAACUUGACUCGAAAACCAAGCAGUACAGGUUCUAA